ACCAUCCAAAAGAUCAAGAAAGAGCUUCCAAUCUGUCAGUCCUUAUUGUGUCUGGACCUAGUGAGUUUCCCCGUGUUGAGCCAAAUUAAGCCGCAGGCUCCACGCCUGGUAAUGCCCUUCCGUCAAUUUCUUUCAGUUUCAGUCUUGCGACCAUGCUUCCCCCAGAUCCCAAAAUUUUUGAUUUCUCGUAAGGUGCCGAGG
This is a messenger RNA of Aspergillus homomorphus CBS 101889, 201 nucleotides long. The record is from RefSeq and is a predicted model, not a curated record. Lineage: Eukaryota; Fungi; Ascomycota; Eurotiomycetes; Eurotiales; Aspergillaceae.